AUGCCAACCACUCUGCUGGUCGUCGCUGUCGUCGUCGCGAUCUCAGCCGUCGGCGUCGAAGCUCGUUCGAUCACCCGUGGCGACCACGUCGUCCACACUCCGCUCGGCACGAUUCGCGGUGUCGGACAGGUAAGAAGUCUUUUUCACUCAAUAAAGUCUUUCUUGUUUUUUCUUUGCUUCGAUCUGUUGAUCAAAACGGAGUGAGAGAUUUUCUUCGUGUUAAAAGCUUUGAAAAGACAGAAUUUUCGAAAAUCACGCCGAAUAUUCCUUGAUUUACUGAGUAAAGCCAGAAUUCAAAGUUUUCUUCUAUUUCCAGUCGUUCGACAACGCCAAAGUGUCGGCCUUUCUGGGAGUACCUUACGCCAAGCCUCCUUUAGGCUCGAGGCGAUUCGGGCGACCGGAAAUGAUCGAAAGAUGGACCGGUUAGUGUCAAAACUCAUAUGAUAAAAGGAAAUUCUUUUCAGGCGAGUUAGAAGCACGAUCCCUGGCCAAGACUUGCUAUUUGACCAUCGACAACUCUUUUCCGCAGUUCCCAGGCGCCGAAAUGUGGAAUCCACCAGGCGUUAGUCUCUCUAGUUUUCAUUGGAAACCUUUCUUCUUUCCUUUAGGCAAUUACGGAGGACUGCUUGAACAUGAACAUUUGGGUACCAGAAGAACAUGACGGGUCUGUUAUGGUCUGGAUUUAUGGUGGAGGUGCGUUCUCUUCCAAAUUAAUCAAUAAGAUUCAUUUUUCAGGCUUCUUCAGUGGCUCCCCAUCGUUGGACUUGUAUAGUGGGACGGUGCUUGCGGCCAAGGAGCACACAAUUGUUGUUAAUGUUAAUUACAGGUUUAUUAAUGUUUUUCUAAGUUGAUGAAAGCCUUGUUCACCAUACUUGAAACCGAAAAUUAGAUUUUUUGAAUCUCCAAUAAGUCCUAUGCAAGAUUUAUUCUGCUUUGAAACAAAAACGAAAUCUGAAGACUUUUUUUUAAAUCUUAAAACGAGCUUUAAAUCUGUCAGGCUUGGUCCAUUCGGGUUUCUCUACCUCGGCGACGACUCGCCAGUCCAAGGCAACAUGGGCCUCCUGGACCAGCAGCUCGCUCUCCGUUGGAUCCACGAGAAUAUUGGUAAAUCUCUUAUCAGUCGAUUAUCAUCAAUCAAUAAUAACCAGGUGCCUUCGGUGGCGACCGGAGCCGAGUGACGCUGUUUGGUGAAUCCGCCGGCUCAGCAUCUGUCACGGCUCAUUUAUUUGCUCCGAAUUCCCAUAACUACUUCCAGAACAUCAUUGCAAAGGUUUAAUCAGAAAAAAGGCGAAGAAUAUCGACUUCUUUCAGAGCGGCGCCAUCCUGAACAGCUGGGCAAGUGCCACGCCGAAUAAAAUGUUGGAAUUGUCGCUCAAACUGGCGAAACGGGUCAACUGCAGCGGCGGCGUGGAGCAGGUCACCAAAUGUUUAGCACUAGUGCCGGCGCAUAUCGUUCAGGUGAGGAUCUGGAUGGAAUCAUGGUUUCUCAUAUAUCGGUGCCUAAAAAUAGCUUUUUGAAACCUCUUUUCUGGUAAUAUCAAAGAUGUCUUACCAAAUUAAUAAACUACCAAUAAAAUUCUCAUCCGUUUAGAACGAAGCCGACAAAAUUUCGAUAGAAAUCGGUCUUCUGAUGUCGUUCGCCUUCGUGCCGGUCUCAGCCGACGUCACCUUCUUCAAAGGCGAUAUCUUCCACAAGCUGCGGACGCGACAAUUCAAGAAGGACGUUAACAUCAUAUUUGGCAGUGUGAAGGUUUUUGACGUCUUCCUUUCUUUCUUGGAAUUGGAAUUUAGGACGAAGGAACAUAUUGGUUGCCUUACUACAUGGCGGCGCCGAAGUUCGGUUUCGCCUUCAAUCACACCAUCUCGGCUGAGGAUCCACACAACCGAGCUCUCAUCUCCAGGUUUUCAAGACCUUCCAGAUGACGUUACAAUUACGUGUUCAGGGAGCAAUACGGAGAGUCGAUGAAGGCGUUCAUGCCAUACUUUGCCGGAUCGCCAUUGGUCCAGAACUCGUUCAUGUACACCUACGAACACGUUUCCGACAGUUCAAAUGAAAGGUCAGACUUUUUUGGAGGCUUAUUACAAUAUCGAUUGUAGAGAGCGAUAUCGCGAUGGCGUCGCUCGAUUCCUCGGUGACAUGUUCUUUACCUGUUCUUUAAUCGAGUUCGCAGAUCUUCUUUCUGAGCACGUCUUCGGAAACGUUUACAUGUACUACUUCACUUAUCGGUACGCUUUUUUGAGAAAAAAAAAGUUUAUUGAUGAGUUACACAGUUUCGGUUUGCAGGUCCAGCGCAAACCCUUGGCCGAAAUGGAUGGGCGUGAUGCACGGCUACGAGAUCGAGUACGCGUUUGGACAACCAUUCUGGCGUCCUCACCUCUACGACCAGGUGUGUCUCAGCCUCAAGAUUCCGUAUUUAAUGAGUAUUUCUCAAUUUUUGUUUCAGAACGAAUUGGAAACGGAGAAGAAGCUAUCGUCGACAAUUAUGCGUCUUUGGGCCGAUUUUGCCAACUCCGGGUUUGUAAAGUUUGAAUUGAAGCUGGUCCACGGAUAAAAUUCUGAGCCAUAAUAACAACAAUAUAUAGUACUUGAGAAGAAAUUGUCGGUUUUUAGAGUAAAAAUAAACUUCAAGAAGUCAAAUUCAGUUUGAUGAAGAAUUUUUAUACAGAAAUCCAGAUGAGAAUAUUCCGCAGUUUUUGAAGUUCAAAUCCAAGAAAGAUUGUAAGAAAUAGGCUUCAAAAUUGUAUAAGGAGAGAUUGAAGGUUGAUUCUAAAAAGUUACUGAAUGUUUAUUCACUGUUCGUAGUCAAAUAUUAGCUUAUCACCCUUCAGGAGAUCCGAAAAAGUCGAAAACUUUCAUUAAAACCCAAGUUCGAAGUCCAAGAAAAACUUAAAAAUACGAAUUAACCUUUCUUCCUAACUUCCAGACAAAUGGGAUCGUUCUGGCCCAGGUACAACAAAAUCGAGAGGAAAGCCCUGGUUCUUGAUGAAUCGAUAGUCUACGAGAAACAUCGAACUCUUGUCGACGUCCACGGCCCUUAUUGUCGACUGAUCGACGAGGCCAAAGCUUUCGCUGCCCAUCGUGAGUUUUUGGGAAAAGAUACAGAAUUUUUUGAAAAUAUUUCUGCCGAAUAAAAAAAAUUAUUCAGCUCUAAAUAAAAGCUUCAAGCCUAUAAUGUCCAAAAAGAUCAGCAGCAGGCCUGAGUAGACUUUUUUUGACGGCACUCGAAGUAUAAAAAAACAAUAUUAUUCUCAAAGUUUUCUAACAAGUGGAGAAAACACUUCGAAAAGUCCACGAAUAGAAAAUUACAAUGACCAGGCUUAUGAUAGGUCAAAAUUUGCUUUAAAUUUCCUCCCAGAACCUUCGCGCAUGCGCAAGAAAAAAAAAUUGAGCAACCUGUUACGUUUCGAACCCCGGCUACAAUACCGACAUAUUGAUACAUCGCGAAAAUCUAAAAAAUACUCGAAAAGACCUUAUUAUUCAAAAUGUAGGGAGCGAGAGAGUAGUGGCGCCUUAAAGAGACGUCAGAAAUGAAAGCUUCUCUGGCGUUCCUUCAGGCCGGUGUUGAUCUCUGUUUUCUAUGUUUUUCGGCUCAAAAUGACCACAAGAAGGGAUUCUGUAGCGAGUAUCCUACAUUUCCCAAGUCCAGCUUAUUUGAACCAAAUUAUAAAGGAAACUAAUUUCAGCCAAUGACUGCCGAAGCCGGAGAACAGAGCCCGAGCCGAUCGUCGCCUCGAUAGCCAACUCUAAACCUUCCUUCGCCUUGUUCGCUCUUCUAUUCAUCUCAUCUUUUCUUCUACCGAUUCUUAACCGAGUAUAA
Molecule: messenger RNA, 3818 nt
Organism: Caenorhabditis auriculariae
Lineage: Eukaryota; Metazoa; Nematoda; Chromadorea; Rhabditida; Rhabditidae
Source: the annotation of a GenBank genome assembly